Molecule: messenger RNA, 2886 nt
Organism: Loa loa (African eye worm)
Lineage: Eukaryota; Metazoa; Nematoda; Chromadorea; Rhabditida; Onchocercidae
Exons: 21
Coding region: 1-2886 (961 amino acids)
Cellular component (GO): extracellular region
Molecular function (GO): serine-type endopeptidase inhibitor activity
Source: RefSeq, a predicted model, not a curated record
AUGGAAUGUAUUAAGUGCCCACGUCGUGCUGUACCAAAUUGUGUUAUAAACGUCUGUCCACAAGGAUUGCCAGUUAUCGAUGGAAAAACUUUUGAACCACUUCCCUGUAGCAGUAAUAGACAGUGCAUAUCGGCGGACAUCCCAUCAAUUUGUUACAUUUCCCAUAGUUCAAGCGGUUAUUGCUGCCGGAUAUCCGAAAAAUCGUUAGACAUGAGAAAAACAUCUAAACUGGGUUUAUGUCCUCAUUCUGUUAAUAGUCCCGCAGAUUGCCGGAAAAACGAAAUCGAUAACUGCGUGGAGGAUAUUGAUUGUGAUGCGGUACAGAAGUGUUGCUCAAAUGGAUGUAAGAAAUUGUGCAUGUAUCCUGAGAUUACCACAGGUGUUGCGUGCAUUCAUUUAUUGGGUACUUCGAAAGCUUUCGAACCAGGUUCAUUUGUUCCACAGUGUGAUGAGUCUAGUGAUUUUACUCGGAUCCAAAACUACGAAAAGAAUCACAAUGGUUUUGACCAAUGUUGCUGUCGUGAUCCUUGCAAAAAUGUUCAAUGUCCAUCGACACACGUCUGCAGACUGAUUGACAUCAAAUGUCUAUUUGGAAAAAGCUGCCAUCCGAUUCCUAAAUGUGUAUUAAAUGUUUAUCCGAAAGGUGAGCCGUUAACGUUGUCUAAUGUGCGUAAACUCGUACUUUGCAAUACAAAGGAAGAUCACCAUUGUCCACUAGAAUACUUCUGUCAACAAACUGAAGAUUCAUCAGCCGUGUGUCCAACAGAGUUUGGACUUCGAUCUACUGAUUCCAAACUAUGUAAAAUAAGAUGUCGUACACAUAAGGAUUGCUUAUCCGGCAAAUGCUGUUUCAACGGUUGUGGAACAUCCUGCACGGAUUUACGAGCAGAAGAAGUCGACCGAAAUACUGUUUUGGGCUUUUCGAAAGGAGUGUUUUCUAGAGCUUGUAUUCAUAAAUUGACUUCCUAUAACAAUGCGAAUAAAAAGAUAUUUUCAAACGGAUCACGAAUCGAAUAUUAUGAGAAUGGGACAUUCAAAGAAAUUCAGUGCGAUCAACAAAACAGGCAAUGUCGGUGCGUCAAUACAAAGACCGAUGAAGAAAUGUUUGGCACUAGGGUCAUGGUCGCUAUUACUAAACCGAAUUGUCAAACACCAAUCGCUUGUUCAACAGUAUAUGAUGAAAUGAAAUGUGAACAUGACCCGCAGUUAGAUACCAGUGGUUGUCCACUGAAUGGUUUUUGCGAAUGUAAGAAUCCGAGCGAAGAGAUAAAGUGCGCCAGAGAAGGAGAUGUAUGUGUGCUGAUGCCGGUCAUUUGUAUUAUUUCGUCCUGCCCUUCUGUACCGCAGUGUAAAUCGAAUCCCUGCCCAAAAUAUUCGAAAGCUUUGCGGGACAAAAAUAAUAAUGUGUUUUCAUGUGUGCAAAAUGAUGACUGCAAUAGAGGUUCUGUAAAUUAUUGCCGAAUGAGCGAAAAUAUGGAAUUUACUGUUCUUCAGAUUGCAGUGUGGAAUGUUCCAAUGAUUCAGCAUGUUCUGGAGUGCAAUUAUGCUGUGACUAUGGUUGUAGCAAAAUUUGUGUCAUUCCAGAAGUUGCAACGAAUUGUAUUUUACUGUACGCUUCCAUCACCAAACUUAUCGAUUCGGGCGCUAUUGUCGAUAUGCAAAUACCUUGGUGUAACAAACAUACGGUGUGUGAACGCCGUAACUGGUGCUGUAAUCCAUGGUUCACGGAGUUCGAGGAUGAAGUUGCUCGAUUCAUCUCUUGCAUUUCCAUAUAGUGUUUGCUCUAGUGAAACAAAUCCAUGCAGUGAUACCCGUAAACCAGCACUGGAUGAAAUAACUUAUAUUCACUUGUCUUGUUUCGAAAAUCGUACUGAAAUGUGUCCUACUGAACCGGUUAUGAUGUGGCCAUGCAAGGAGCUUGCUACCCUGGAAUUAGUAUGUUUUGAAACAAAAGUUAAGAGCAAUCUGGGAAGCUGUCCUCAGGGCAAUCCGUUUUCAAACAAAGUUGAUGGAUGGCCGGUGAAUUGUACUCAAUUCGGAAAUAACUGUCCUUCCACACAUUAUUGUUCCUCAGCACCUGAUCAGUCAUUCGGUGUUUGCUAUGUGUCUAAACGAUAUGUCUGUCGUUUGCCGUUGGAUGCUGGACCUUGUGCAGUCAAUCUUAAGCGAUACUAUUACGAUUACACAAAUAAAACUUGUAUUUCAUUCAACUAUGCCGGUUGUUCCGGCAAUUCAAACAAUUUCAUCAAUAAAAAAGAUUGUGAGAAAUUCUGCUUGGACAUCAGUGCUGAUCUAAAUGGCCUCUUGAAUAGCACUGACAAAGUAGUUGAAAUUUAUCAGCUUGGCUUUCCCUCACGGGACCUUUGUUUCAUGGCAAACAUCAACAAGAUAGCAUUUCGUCACUAUCUUAAGAAAAGAUUCGAUGUCGCUGACGACGAACUCAGGGAUAUUAUUAUCUAUGAUGAAAAUGUGGUACAGUUUGUAUUGAGAAGUGAAGAUGCUAAGUUAAAGGCAGCUAAUAUUUCCGAUCUGGCCAAUGACGGCUCUUUUCGAUUCACCUACAAUGACAAUAUUUAUCGGACGGAACCACAUUCUUGCUCCAGUCAUCGUAUUGCCGAAAAAAAAGCGUUGUGUGGGAAAUUAUUAUAUGGUAAACGUUUCGUAAAGAAAGUGAAUCAUCAUCGCGAAGCAUUUCUUCCUCUCAGUAUGCAAUCCGCACUGGCUGUGCAACACCGGCCGUCACGGCAAGCUCUAAGAGCGAUGGCAUCAAAAAACGGUCAGUGUUACCGACAAACAAUGAGUAAAGGAAGUGAUUUGUACAAAGUGCAUACAGCUCUCCAAACACCUGGUGGAUGUCAGCGAUAUCGAACCAUCAUCUACUAUUAA